This is a messenger RNA of Puccinia triticina, 258 nucleotides long. RefSeq lists its product as uncharacterized. Lineage: Eukaryota; Fungi; Basidiomycota; Pucciniomycetes; Pucciniales; Pucciniaceae. The transcript is spliced from 2 exons. The record is from RefSeq and is a predicted model, not a curated record. The coding region runs from base 1 to 258 and encodes 85 amino acids.
AUGGACUUCGGGGUCUCUGAGAUCGGCAAGAAGCGGCUGAAAGGCCUGGAGAUGCCCGAGUUCAUCUCGCUGAUCUAUCCGCGCUCGUUGGCCGGAAGAAUCAACAACCAGGGCGCCUCGCUCGGCGGCCCGACUCCAAGGUCGAUGAAGUCUAUGAACCGGCCCCAAGGAUGCUGGAUGUCAAUCACAUCAGACAGUUGGCUGCAUUGGUCAUCAGACUCGAGGCUGUGUCCGGAGCGACGGUCCAUGCGCCCUUAA